Molecule: messenger RNA, 702 nt
Organism: Geodia barretti
Lineage: Eukaryota; Metazoa; Porifera; Demospongiae; Tetractinellida; Geodiidae
Source: the annotation of a GenBank genome assembly
AUGAUCAACAUUGUUGCCGACCAAGUCCGAAGCAAGAUAGUAGGAAAGAUCGAAGCAGCCAAGUGGUACACAGUGAUAUCAGACGAGGUUACUGAUGCGUCCAAUAAGGAGAAAUUGAGUCUGGUCUUGAGGUAUGUAGAUUCGGAUACUCUCUUGGUUCGAGAAGACCUAAUAGGGUUUGUUGAAUACAACACUGGUAUCACUGGUCGUGAGUUAGCUAACAAGAUUACUAGCAGCUUGCAGGCUUUCGGUUUAGAUCUUUCUAAUCUGCGAGGCCAGGCUUAUGACGGAGCUGGUAACAUGGCAGGUUCAGUAAAUGGCACAGCAGCUCUCAUCUCUGCACAGUACCCACUUGCCCUGUAUCUUCACUGUCUCACACUGUCUGAAUCUAGCUGUUGUCAAGUCAUUGCAGAUUACCAGUGUUCGAAAUAUGAUGGGUGUAAUCGAAAGGGUCUACCAAUUUUUUCAGUUCAUCCAAAGAGACAGACAGCUCUCGAGAAGGCCAUAUCCGAUACUCAACCUACAUCAAAGGUUCACAAGUUGAAGGAUAUGUGCCGUACCAGAUGGGUCCAACGUGUCGAUGCGAUCCAAGUGUUCAAAUCCCUCCACCAAUGUACGGUAACCUGUAUGGAGGGCAUUUGCAAUGAUGGCCCCAGGUUAUGGAGUCCAGACGCACUUACUGAUGCUAGGAGUCACAACUAG